Molecule: messenger RNA, 2056 nt
Organism: Nannospalax galili (Upper Galilee mountains blind mole rat)
Lineage: Eukaryota; Metazoa; Chordata; Mammalia; Rodentia; Spalacidae
Product: epoxide hydrolase 1-like
Exons: 9
Coding region: 181-1548 (455 amino acids)
Biological process (GO): arachidonate metabolic process; epoxide metabolic process
Molecular function (GO): epoxide hydrolase activity
Source: RefSeq, a predicted model, not a curated record
AUACUGCCUCUCCAAAGGGCUCUGGGUGCUACUGUGUGCAGAGUUCCACAGCUCGGACUGCUUGAAGGGGGAUCAAGGGACCCACACUGAGCCCUGGUGGACAGCAGAGAGAACUGGAAUAAUUCUGCCCAGAAAAGGAACAGCACCUCUCUUGGCCUCCCCCUGCGUCAGUCAGGCAUCAUGUGGCUGGAACUUCUUCUCGCCUCAGUGCUGGGCUUUGUCAUCUACUGGUUUGUCUCGAAGGACAAGGAAGAAACCUUGCCGCUUGAAGAUGGGUGGUGGGGCCCAGGGACGAAAUCUUCAGCCAGGGAAGAUGAAAGCAUCCAUCCCUUCAAGGUGGAAACGUCGGAUGAGGAGAUCAAGGACUUACACCAGAGGAUUGAUGGGUUCCGUAUAACCCCACCCUUGGAGGGCAGCUGCUUCCACUAUGGCUUCAACUCCAACUACCUGAAGAAAGUUGUGUCCUAUUGGAGGAAUGAGUUUGACUGGAAGAAGCAGGUGGAGAUCCUCAACAAGUACCCUCACUUCAAGACCAAGAUUGAAGGACUGGACAUCCACUUCAUCCAUGUGAAGCCCCCCCAGCUGCCUUCAGGUCGCACCCCAAAGCCCUUGCUGAUGGUGCACGGCUGGCCUGGCUCCUUCUUUGAGUUUUACAAGAUCAUCCCACUACUGACUGACCCCAAGACCCACGGCCUGAGUGAUGAGCACGUGUUUGAAGUCAUCUGCCCCUCCAUUCCUGGCUAUGGCUUCUCAGAAGCAUCCAGCAAGAAAGGCUUCAACACAGUGGCAACCGCUAGGAUCUUCUACAAACUGAUGUCAAGACUGGGAUUCCAGAAAUUCUACAUUCAAGGCGGGGACUGGGGGUCCCUGAUCUGCACCAACAUAGCCCAGCUGGUCCCCAACCACGUGAAAGGCUUGCACUUGAACGUAGCCUUCAUUCCAAAUAGUCUCUACACCCUGACCCCUCUCCUGGGCCGACGUUUUGGGGAACUUUUGGGCUAUAAUGAGAGGGAUAUGAAGCUCUUGUACCCCUUCAAGGAGAAGAUAUUCUACAACAUUAUGAGGGAGAGUGGCUACUUACAUAUCCAGGCCACCAAGCCAGACACCAUAGGUUGUGCUCUGAAUGACUCUCCUGUGGGCCUGGCUGCCUACAUCCUAGAAAAGUUCUCCACCUGGACCAACUCAGAAUACCGGAAUCUGGAGGAUGGGGGCCUGGAAAGGAAGUUCACCCUGGAUGAUCUGCUGACCAACAUCAUGAUCUACUGGACAACAAGGACCAUCAUCUCUUCCCAACGAUUCUACAAGGAGAACAUGGGCCAGGGCAUCAUGGUCCAUAGGCAUGAGGGGAUGAAGGUCUUUGUGCCCACGGGCUAUGCUGCCUUCCCUUGUGAGCUACUGCAUGCCCCGGAAAAGUGGGUGAAGGGGAAGUAUCCCAAGCUCAUCUCCUAUUCCUACAUGGAACGUGGGGGCCACUUUGCUGCCUUUGAAGAGCCCAAACUUCUGGCCCAGGACAUCCACAAAUUCGUGUCACUGGCUGAACUGCAGUGAUAACAUUGGGGACCAACCAUGGCUUCAGAAGCAGUCCUGGCUCCUCCCUAGUCUCCCCUCUGGAAGAUGCACACUCUCUGAGAAAUGAGUUUGAGUGCCCUGCAGGCUCUGGGAGCCAAGGCACACCCCUCCACCUCUCAGCACCCCUAUAUGUUAGGUUACAGACCCUAAAAAAAAAUGCUGCUUCUUUAAAAGAAACAGGCACUGCAGCUUCAGAGAGAUGUAGCCACGCCUCCCUGCCAGGAAGCGGGUAGGUCUCUCUCUUGCAAAGGGAACUAACAGACAACCUACUUUGGUCUUGAAGUCUCUUCCUCCACUCUGUUGCUGUGGGUAAGGCCAACCCCCUGCUAUCGAGACCCAAUUUAACCUUGAAUUAUCCGUUGCUCCUUCAUCUAGUAUCUUCCUGACUCCUAGCACUGGCUCUCUCGCUUUCCCUCCUUUCAAGACUCCCUUGCAUUGCCCAUAGAGCAGUACCACAACUCUCCUAAUAAAGCUCUUUGGAAGGACA